GAGAGAGAGAGAGAGAGAGGGAGAGAGAGAGAGAGAGAGACGAAGGUCGUAGAAUGGAUUUGAUGGAGAAAAACAUGGAGUUAAUCGAGGUUCAGAAACUCGAAGGGCACACCGACAGAGUUUGGAACGCAGCCUGGAACCCUGUUAGUCCGAUUCUUGCUUCUUGCAGUGGUGACAACACCGUAAGAAUCUGGGAACAGAGCUCUCUCUCUCGCUCCUGGUCCUGCAAGACAGUUUUAGAAGAAACGCACACAAGAACUGUGAGGUCGUGUUCUUGGUCACCUUCAGGGAAGUUAUUGGCCACUGCUAGUUUUGAUGGUACCACUGCUAUUUGGGAAGAUUUGGGAGAUGAGUUUGAGUGUAUUUCCACUUUGGAGGGACAUGAAAACGAAGUCAAGAGUGUAUCAUGGAACGCAUCUGGUUCGUACCUUGCAACAUGUAGCAGAGACAAAUCUGUGUGGAUCUGGGAAGUGCUAGGAGGGAAUGAAUAUGAUUGUGCUUCAGUGUUGAAUGGGCAUACUCAAGAUGUGAAGAUGGUUCUGUGGCAUCCCACCAUGGAUGUUUUGUUUUCUUGCUCUUAUGAUAACACCAUCAAGGUUUGGUGGUCUGAAGAUGACGAUGGUGAUUAUCAAUGUGUCCAGACCUUAGAUGAAUCUACCAAUGGUCACUCCUCUACUGUUUGGGCCAUCUCGUUUAACGCUGCAGGGGACAAGAUGGUCACCUGUAGUGAUGAUCUAACCUUGAAGAUAUGGAGGGCAGAUAUUUCCAUGAUGCACUCUGGUGAAGGAUAUGCACCUUGGACUCAUGUUUGUACACUUUCUGGUUAUCAUGACCGUACCAUAUUCUCAACUCACUGGUCAAGCGAUGACAUUAUUGCCAGUGGAGCUGGUGAUGAUGCCAUAGGGUUGUUCGUGGAGAGCAAACAACAUGACUCUGUUAAUGGACCUUCAUUUAAUCUUUUACUCAAGAAGGAAAAAGCACAUGAAAUGGAUAUAAACUCUGUUCAAUGGUCACCCAGUAAGGAGAACAGGUUGCUUGCCUCGGCCAGUGAUGAUGGGAUGGUGAAGAUUUGGCAGCUUGAAACUAUACCGUGAAUGGUAUUUUGUUUUUGUAAGGUUUUGAAACUUCUUUGAUUUUUUUUUUUCCUGAGAUAUAAUGUAUUGAGUAACAAUGGCAACAAGAUAACUCUAAACGAUUUUUCAUAUGAUUUAAGGUCCAUUAUUAUUAUUAUAUAACAACUUUACAUGUC
Messenger RNA from Brassica napus (rape), 1249 nucleotides. Its product is annotated as protein CIA1-like. The coding region runs from base 54 to 1094 and encodes 346 amino acids. The record is from RefSeq and is a predicted model, not a curated record. Gene Ontology annotation, biological process: iron-sulfur cluster assembly. Gene Ontology annotation, molecular function: protein binding. Gene Ontology annotation, cellular component: cytosolic [4Fe-4S] assembly targeting complex. NCBI's taxonomy places the organism in Eukaryota, Viridiplantae, Streptophyta, Magnoliopsida, Brassicales, Brassicaceae. The transcript is spliced from 11 exons.